This is a messenger RNA of Oldenlandia corymbosa var. corymbosa, 834 nucleotides long. NCBI's taxonomy places the organism in Eukaryota, Viridiplantae, Streptophyta, Magnoliopsida, Gentianales, Rubiaceae. The record is from the annotation of a GenBank genome assembly.
AUGUUCAAAGUUUUUACGUUAGUACUGGCUUGCCUGAUAUCAGCAGCCUCAGCUGGUAAUUUCUGGCAAGAUAUAACUUGUACUUAUGGAAGAUGUGAGAUUUCUCCCCGAGGGAGCCUCCUGACACUAUCCCUGGAUAGGACCUCUGGUUCGGGUUUUAAAUCCAAGAACCAAUAUAUGUUUGGUCGAUUCGACAUGCAAAUGAAGCUUGUGCCAGGGAAUUCAGCCGGCACAGUUACCACAUUCUAUUUAUCUUCUGUGGGACAGUAUCAUAAUGAGAUUGAUAUGGAGUUCCUUGGUAAUGCAUCUGGUCAGCCUUAUACACUUCACACCAAUGUCUAUUGCCAGGGAAAAGGGAACAGAGAACAACAGUUCAAGCUCUGGUUUGAUCCUACUAAAGCCUUCCACACUUAUUCCAUUGUUUGGAACCCACAAAGGAUCAUAUUCUUGGUUGAUAACAGCCCCAUCAGAGUAUACAACAACAAUCAGAGAAGGGGUAUUCCAUUCCCAAGUGAUCAGCCAAUGAGUGUAUAUGCCAGUUUAUGGGAGGCAGAGGAAUGGGCAACAGAAGGUGGAAGAAUCAAGACUGACUGGACAAGAGCACCAUUUUAUGCAUCCUACAGAUACUUCAAUGCUAAUGCUUGUGUCUGGUCAUCUUCAUCGUUCCGCUCGUCCUGUAAUUCGGCCUAUUCACAGCAGGCAUGGCAGACUCAAGGGCUUGAUGCUAAGGCUAGAAACCGCCUCCAAUGGCUGCGGUCCAGGUUCAUGAUCUAUGACUACUGCAAAGACAACCAGAGGUUUCCACAAGGCAUUCCUCAAGACUGUUGGCAUUGA